UCAUUACUGAGUACUUCUCCAGAAGAUCCAGUAGUUAAUGACUUUUUAAAAAAUUUAAUAAACACGUGGUCAUGAGUGCAGCAUCGCAGUACGUUCGCCUGUCAACAGGAUUCAAUAUGCCACUUGUUGGAAUUGGUACUUUUAGAGUCACUGGACGAGAGAUAAUCCACGAUGUGUUGGAUCAUGCACUUUGUGUGGGGUACAUGUCGAUAGUUUUAAUCUUAAAUUUUAUCGCAGACACUGCAGCUGUGUACAGGAACGAGGAGGAUAUAGGUCACUCCUUGAAGAAGCUUAUGGAUAAAUACAGCAUCGAGCGAGAAGAGAUAUUCAUAACCACUAAACUCUCCCCUAGUGAUAACGGCGACCCUAGAAGAGUACGUGAGGCUGUGGAGAGAUCCCUGAAGGCCCUGAACCUCUCCUACAUCGAUCUGUACCUGAUCCACUGGCCCGGAGCUGCUGGAAUUCCAGAGGGAGACAUCGACAACAUUAAAUUAAGAUCGAAAACGUGGGAGGCACUGGUGGACCUGAAGGCUCAGGGCUUUCUGCGAUCCAUCGGGGUAUCCAACUACAACAUCAGUCACCUGGAGAGGCUUAUGCAGGACUGCAAAGGUGUUCGUCCUGCAGUAAACCAAGUGGAACUGCAUCCUCAUUAUCGUCAGAAGGAAUUAGUGGAAUUCUGCAAUAAGGAGGGGAUUCACGUGCAGGCGUAUUCCUCUUUAGGCACCAGCACUGACACUUCCCUCUUGAAAGAUCCCACUGUCUGUCGAGUGGCUCAGGAACUCGGUGUGUCCCCAGCCAGGGUUUUGCUGAAGUGGGCACUUCAACAGGGAAUAGGAAUAAUUCCAAAGGCUGUCCAAACCACCCACAUUUUUGAUAAUUUUCAGCUAGAUUUUGCCAUUCAUGAGUCCCAAAUGGAUCGGCUGUCCUCAUUACCGCAACAUAAAUACGCGUGGAAUCCUAAUAAUGUAGUAUAAUCACUUGAAGAAAUUGAUCAAUUUACCCACAGACUGUUAUCAUUUU
Molecule: messenger RNA, 1020 nt
Organism: Fopius arisanus
Lineage: Eukaryota; Metazoa; Arthropoda; Insecta; Hymenoptera; Braconidae
Product: aldo-keto reductase family 4 member C9-like
Exons: 4
Coding region: 72-974 (300 amino acids)
Molecular function (GO): oxidoreductase activity
Source: RefSeq, a predicted model, not a curated record